Hypoxylon fragiforme is the source of this 740-nucleotide messenger RNA. RefSeq lists its product as uncharacterized. NCBI's taxonomy places the organism in Eukaryota, Fungi, Ascomycota, Sordariomycetes, Xylariales, Hypoxylaceae. The record is from RefSeq and is a predicted model, not a curated record. The transcript has 5 exons. The coding region runs from base 260 to 634 and encodes 124 amino acids.
CGCCACUUGUUGACGCCUAACAUGAGAGAGAACCGGAAGGAGGCCGGCGUGCGCGAUGAGCCAAUGAAGAAGCACAUGUAACCUUGUUAUUGCUCUGUGCGAAUGAAGAUAGAUUAUUAUAAGAUAAACAUCAUGCUGUUACACCAUCGAUUCUCUUGUUUAAGUUGCCGAGUGUAUCCAAAUGAGUCAACUUGUCAUUAAGAGGAGAGUGCUUUAAUUGUAAUAGUCCCAAUUAUCAAGCAGUCAAUAAAUACUUCAAAUGGCAAGGAUCUCAAUAUUUAGACUAUUCAGUAUCGGUAGUCAUACAAUAAUCUCGGCUGUACCUACAUGUUUUAGUAUACCUAGGUAUGCAGCUUUCGAACGGAGUUGGAAAUACACGACAUACCUCUCUCUCCAGUCAGCCCUAGGUCCCAUUAGUAUAAACAGGAACAAAAAUUUGCGCCCUCUUGUUGAUUGGAUAAAUGUGAAUAGGGAAAGGUCCACAACGGGUGCUACGAGGGAGCCCACGAGCUUACAUAGUACAAGGGGUAGAAUUCGAAAAGAAACCCGGCAUAAGUCUUUGCCUCUCGACCAAGAACUGGGAAUGAAUUUUUACCUGCCUCCCUACUCAGCAAUAUAUGGAACUCCAAUGUGAGAAAUUUGGUAGCAAUCAUUGGAAAUAUAUCUAGUUUGAACCCCCCUUGUCUCGAUUUCAGCUAAAGAACCACCCAAAGGAUGCCAUGACCAUUGACAAUAUUUAA